This is a messenger RNA of Trichosurus vulpecula (common brushtail), 2751 nucleotides long. It is a transcript of the gene RAB36, whose product is annotated as RAB36, member RAS oncogene family. The record is from RefSeq and is a predicted model, not a curated record. Bases 127 to 936 code for a protein of 269 amino acids. The transcript has 11 exons. Gene Ontology annotation, molecular function: GTP binding; GTPase activity. Lineage: Eukaryota; Metazoa; Chordata; Mammalia; Diprotodontia; Phalangeridae.
GCACACGCCCUUCCCACCUCACGGCACGCACUGCGCAUGCGUGUCCUCCAGUUGCCAUGGUGACGCUGAGCGUCCCUCGGGCGGAUCCCGGCAGCCUGGACGGAGCAGCCUCGGGACUUGGCAAGGAUGGAAUCGCACCUGAUGCCUCUGGGGCCGCCCGUCAGCCGAGACCGAGUCAUCUCUGACUUUCCCAAGUGGUACACACCAGAGGCCUGCCUUCAGCUCAAAGAUCACUUCAACAGGCAGGUGCGAGCUGCUUGCCAGGAGCGGAGGACUGGCACAGUGGGGCUGAAGGUGUCUAAAGUGGUUGUCCUUGGAGAUCUCUACGUGGGGAAGACCAGCCUCAUCAACAGGUUCUGUAAAGAUGUUUUUGAUCGGGACUACAAGGCCACAAUUGGCGUCGAUUUUGAAAUCGAGAGGUUCCAGAUUGCUGGGAUCCCCUACAGCCUCCAGAUCUGGGACACAGCCGGACAGGAAAAGUUCAAGUGCAUUGCUUCAGCUUACUACAGGGGCGCCCAGGUUAUAAUCACCACAUUUGACCUAGCAGAUAUCCAGACCCUGGGCCACACCAGGCAGUGGCUGGCAGAUGCCCAAAGGGAAAAUGAGCCUGGCUCCAGCUUUGUCUUCCUAGUUGGGACAAAGAAGGAUUUACUGUCAGGUCCCGCCUGUGAGCGAACAGAGAUGGAUGCUGUCCAUCUGGCCAAUGAGAUGCAGGCCGAGUACUGGUCAGUUUCUGCCAAAACAGGGGAGAACGUGAAGGCUUUUUUCACCCGAGUCGCUGCCCUGGCCUUCGAGCGGUCCAUGCUACAAGAACUGGAAAAGAAAGGCAGCCGCCAUGCCCAGAUCGGGGCGGGGGCCUCCAUCAGUGUCAGAAGGGAGGAGAGCUCAGCUGCCAGCCAGGAAGGUGCCAGCCCCAGCAGCCCUGGGUGCUGCUAGGAAGGGACACCCUCAGUGGGGGCUGCUGACCUGGCACCAUCCAGCAGACAGAGCAUCUGUCCUCUGGGUCUGUGGACUCUGCUGUCUGGCUGGCCUGCAGCCCCAGGAGCUGCCUCUCAGCUUCCUCAUCUGUGUGAUGGGGGCGGUCACCCCGCACUCUGGGUUUGUGAGUGGCCAAACCCACCCUGAGAACUUGGGCCUGGGGGAGAAGAGCCCUGACCCAGAUCAGGGGCAGCCCCUGAGGGUGAGCUCCCCAAGACACUGAGACCUCCUUGGCUACCCAGACCUGCCCCUGCCACUCAGGGCCCCACCCGUUCACUCCCCAACCCAAGCCUGCCUCUUCUCUGCCCUCAGGGUCAGGCUUGUGGCCUUGACUGCACCUAAGCCAGGGUCAAACAGAGGGAACUGACCAAGGCCAGUCCCAGGGGCCACCCAGCUCCAAAUGCUGCCAGCCACCAAUCUGAUCCCAGACCCUCCCAAGGCCUAGACCACCAUCAUCUCUGGGGCCCUCACUUCCAGGAUCUAUUGUCAGCCCCAGGGCCAUCACCUCUGGGAUUGUUACCUCCUGGACCAUCAGCCCCAGGGCCAUCACCUCCAGGACCAUCCUGCAGGGCCAUCCCCUCUUGGGCCAUCACCUUGGCCUAAUCCCUGGCUUGAGGAGGUGGCAUGGACUGGAGCAGGUCCCCCAGCAAGGCAGCCAUGGAGUCAGCUGGAAUUGGGCAGCCAAGACCGAAGCUGCCACAGAAGUCCAUGGUAGGACUUGCCCACCAUAAGGCAGGCGUGUGUUCGUGGCUUUGGACCCCCAAUUCAGCACUGUGCUUCAGCCCCUAAAACGGGCUUGUGAAAGCCCCUCCUUAUUUUCCAGGGUUCCUUCCCCCCCCACCCCCAGCUGAGUUGUCAGCCAGCCUUUGCUGGGGGGCCCAGCGUGGGCAUCCCCACCUGUGCAGGCAGCCAUUCCAGGUGGGAGCAGUUGUCUUAGCAGGUCCCACAGACAAGGCUGAUCCCUCCUCCCUGUGUGAUGAUGGGUGGCUCCCAAGAGCCUUCUCCACACUGAGUAACCCAAUUCCUUCUGCUGAGCCUCCUGCAGCCGGACGCAAAGACCUUUCCUCAUCCUAGUCACCCUUCAUCUUACCUCAGAAUCGAACCUCAUGCCCCAGAGGAAGCCUGAACAGGACAGCAAGUGGUGCGGUGAUCCCCUCCCCACCCCUGGGAGCUGUGCCUCCUUUGAUACCCAAGGGUGUCUUCACUUUCUUGGCUGCUCCUUCCUCCUCUUGGCUCUCACUGAGCUUGUGGCUUUCUCAUACCCCCAGAUCUUUUUCAGACAAAUGGUUCUCCAAGCAUGGCCAUCCCUCUCUGGUACUUAUUGAUUUUUUUUGACCCACAUUUAUCACUAUUAAAUUCCAGUUUCUUAGAUUCAGCCCCAAAUUCUAGCCUGUGGAAAUCUCUUUGGGUGCGAAUUCUACCAGCCAGACCCCUGUCUGCAGUUGGUAGAGCAUGCCCUUGAUGCCUUUGUACUAGUCUUUGGCACAGACGGAUCCCUGGGGCCCUCCACUGGAGACCUCCUUCCAUGUCUGCUGUUCAUUCUUACCACCCAGUCGGGCACUUCCGGGCCCCCUCGGCUGUCCCGUGGCCUCUGGCCCUCUGUCCACAAAAGUACCAUCGAUCAACAAGCAUUUUCUCUUUGCAUUUUCUUUCCCUUCUAUUUCUCGCCCCCCAUUGAAGUACAAAAAAAAUAACUACAGUGCACAUUUAUGUAGGCCUACUGUGUACCAGGCAUGCGCUGAACUCUUGCAAUAAAUAAUAAUAGCUCACAUU